Messenger RNA from Cicer arietinum (chickpea), 4320 nucleotides. Its product is annotated as mediator of RNA polymerase II transcription subunit 33A. Gene Ontology annotation, biological process: regulation of phenylpropanoid metabolic process. The record is from RefSeq and is a predicted model, not a curated record. NCBI's taxonomy places the organism in Eukaryota, Viridiplantae, Streptophyta, Magnoliopsida, Fabales, Fabaceae. Gene Ontology annotation, cellular component: mediator complex.
ACAUAACAGAACACCUGCAUUCAUUCACAAAAGGGCAGAAGAGUUUGAGUUACUUAAGACAUGUUGUUGUAGUUGUUAUUGGUGCAGUUGGGGAAUUUUGAUCCUCUACAUCACAAUCACAACCCUAUGAUGGACCUCUCUAUGCAAAGGUUAAUGGAAGAGGUGACAAAAGAAGCUCAAGAAAAGGGUAGUGAUCCUCUUGUUUGGGCCAUUCAGAUGUAUUCCAAUUUGAACUCAUCUGGAGAGUCUUUACCCUCCUCACAACUUGCUCAAUUUUUGGUUUCUUAUAUUUGUUGGGAUAACAAUGUCCCUCUUCUAUGGAAGUUUCUAGAUAAAGCAUUGAUCCUCAAUAUAAUCCCUCCCAUGCUUCUUCUUUCUCUCCUUUCUCUAAGGGUUAUUCCAUGUAGACAUGUUCAACCUGCAGCUUAUAGAUUGUAUUUGGAAUUACUUAAGAGACAUGCUUUUCAACUUAAAUCUCAGAUUAGUAGGCCAGAUUAUCCAAAGGUCAUGAAAUCUAUAGAUGCUGUUCUUCAUCUUUCCCACAUAUUUGGCAUGUCACAAAGUGAGCCUGGCAUUGUGGUGGUUGAAUUUAUUUUUUCAAUUGUCUGGCAGUUGCUCGAUGCAUCGUUGGACGAUGAAGGUUUGCUAGAAUUCACUCCUGAAAAGAAGUCUAGAUGGGCAAUGCUAUAUCAAGAAAUGGAAUUGGAUGGACAUGACAACUAUAAUGAUAAAAACACCGAACAAAAUGAGAAAUUGCAUAGUGCAAAUACGCUAAUGGCAGUUGAGAUUAUUGGGCGAUUUUUGCAAGAUAGAGUAACUUCGAGGAUUCUUUGCUUGGCUCGCCGAAAUUUGCCUGCACAUUGGCUAAGUUUUGUCCAACGGCUGCAGCUGCUGGGAGCAAAUUCUUUAGCAUUGAGAAAAUCAAAAACUCUAAGUCCCGAAGCACUUCUGCAUUUGACUUCAGAUACUUGUAUGGUACUGUCUCAAGAAUCCAAAACAAAUUCACAGCAAAAGUUCCAUAAAGUAAUGGCUUUUGAAUAUCUUUCUUCUUCGGCAUCAUUGUGUCAUGGUGCAAGUCAUUCUGCUCUUUGGAUUCCUCUUGAUCUAGUGCUGGAGGAUGCCAUGGAUGGCUAUCAAGUUAGUGCAACAAGUGCUGUUGAAGAAAUUAGUGGUUUGAUAAAGACCCUCCGAGCAAUAAAUGGAACGUCUUGGCAUGACACUUUUUUAGGUCUUUGGUUUGCAAGUCUUCGACUUGUUCAGAGGGAAAGAGAUCCUAUCGAGGGUCCAAUGCCCCAUCUUGAUACCCGCUUAUGCAUGUUGUUGUGUAUCACACCUCUUGUUGUUGCCAAUCUUAUCGAGGAGGAAGAACCGAUACCUAUUGAUGAAAAAGACAGUGUUACAGAUCACUGGAAAGAGAAAAGGGUUCCAGGAAAAUGUCGUAACGAUUUAGUCUCAAGUCUCCAGGUAUUGGGUGAUUAUCAGAGCUUGCUCACUCCACCUCAAUCUGUUAUUACUGCUGCAAAUCAGGCUGCUGCAAAAGCCAUGCUAUUUAUUUCUGGCAUCACUGUAGGGAGUGCAUAUUUUGACUGCCUCGCCAUGACGGAGAUGCCAGUUGAUUGUUCUGGAAAUAUGCGUCAUCUUAUAGUUGAGGCUUGUAUUGCCCGAAAUCUACUCGACACAUCUGCGUACUUAUGGCCAGGUUAUGGGAAUGGACACAUCAAUCAAAGACCACAAUGUAUGCCAGCUCCAGUACCUGGCUGGUCAUCAUUUAUGAAGGGAGAACCACUUACUUCAGUGUUGGUGAAUGCUCUGGUUUCAAGCCCUGCAACAAGCUUAGCAGAACUGGAGAAAAUUUUUGAAUUUGCAAUUGCGGGAUCCGAAGAUGAAAAGAUAUCUGCUGCUACCAUUCUUUGCGGGGCAUCCCUAAUUCGGGGCUGGAAUAUACAGGAGCACACUGUUCAUUUCAUUCUCAGAUUAUUAUCUCCACGAGUUCCUGUAGAGAACACGGAAGGAAACAAUUAUUUGAUUAAUUAUGCUCCAAUACUUAAUGCACUCUUCGUUGGAAUUGCAUCGAUUGAUUGUAUCCAAGUAUUUUCGCUCCAUGGCUUGGUUCCACAGCUUGCAUGUUCAUUGAUGCCCAUUUGUGAAGUUUUUGGGUCAUGUGUGCCUAACAUCUCAUGGACACUUACAUCUGGGGAAGAAAUAUCAGCCCAUGCUGUGUUUUCAAAUGUAUUUAUUCUUCUUUUAAAGUUAUGGAGAUUCAAUCGUCCUCCUCUUGACCAUGGAAUCGGAGAUGUGCCCACUGUUGGUUCUCAAUUAACUCCCGAAUACUUGCUGUUAGUACGAAACUCCCACUUAAUGUCAGCUGGUAACAACUGCAAGGAUCGUAAUAGGAGGAGACUCUCAGAAAUUGCGAGUCUAUCUUCACCAAAUUCUGUAUUUGUUGACUCCUUUCCAAAAUUAAAAGUCUGGUAUCGGCAGCAUCAAGCGUGCAUAGCUUCGACGCUCUCUGGUCUUGUUCACGGAACCCCUUUUCAUCAAAUAGUUGAGGGACUUCUUAACAUGAUGUUCAGAAAGAUUAAUAGAGGAAACCAAACUACUAUUACUGUUCCAUCUGGAAGCAGUAGCUCUUCUGGUCCUGUAAAUGAAGAUGCCUCUAUUGGACCAAUGUUGCCUGCUUGGGAUAUUCUUGAAGCCAUUCCCUUUGUAGUUGAUGCUGCUCUCACAGCCUGUGCUCAUGGAAGACUGUCUCCACGUGAGUUGGCUACAGGACUUAAGGAUUUAGCUGAUUUUCUUCCUGCAUCUCUGGCAACCAUAAUAAGUUACUUCUCUGCUGAAGUAACUCGAGGAGUUUGGAAACCAGCAUUUAUGAAUGGAACAGAUUGGCCAAGUCCUGCGGCAAAUCUACUGAACGUAGAGGAACAGAUAAAGAAAAUCUUGGCUGAAACUGGUGUUGUUGUGCCUAGCCUUGCUCCAGUGGUCGCCAUUUCCACAGGAGACAGCUCUCCCGCCACACUUCCAUUGCCCUUGGCUGCCUUCACAAGCCUCACUAUAACCUACAAAGUUGACAGAUCAUCAGAGCGAUUUCUUCAUUUGGCUGGCCAAACAUUGGAGGGCCUGGCUGCAGGUUGUCCAUGGCCUUGCAUGCCAAUUGUAGCUUCCUUGUGGACCCAAAAGGCGAAACGUUGGAGUGAUUUCCUUAUUUUCUCAGCAUCUAGAACUGUCUUCCUUCACAACAGCGAUGCAGUAGUUCAACUUGUUAAAAGCUGCUUCACAGCUACUCUUGGCAUGAGUAGCUCCCCUAUCUCGUGUAGUGGUGGUGUUGGAGCCCUACUUGGCCAUGGAUUUAAAUCCAAUUUAUCUGGAGGGAUUUGCCCUGUUGCUCCAGGAAUUCUCUACUUGCGUGCUUACCGGUCAAUCAGAGAUAUAGUUUUCUUGACAGAAGAAAUUGUUUCCAUUUUGAUGCAAUCAGUGAGAGAAAUUGUUUGCGGUGGGCUGCCAAAGCAGCGAUUGAAAAAGAGUAAAGCAACCAAAGACAGCAUAAAAUACGGACAGGUUUCGCUUGCAGCAUCGAUGACAAGAGUGAAGCUUGCAGCUGCACUCGGGGCUUCUUUAGUGUGGAUAUCAGGAGGGUUGACAUUGGUUCAAUUAUUAAUAAAAGAAACUUUGCCAUCAUGGUUUAUAUCUGUUCACAGAUCAGACCAAGAAGAAAAGUCUAAUGGAAUGGUUGCAAUGCUUGGUGGAUAUGCACUUGCCUACUUUGCAGUGCUUAGUGGUGCUUUUGCUUGGGGAGUUGAUUCAUCAUCAUCAGCUUCUAAGCGGCGUCCGAAAGUUUUGGGCACCCACAUGGAGUUUCUUGCAAGUGCACUUGACGGUAACAUAUCACUUGGCUGUGAUCCGGCUACUUGGCGUGCAUAUGUUUCGGGUUUUGUGAGUUUGAUGGUAAGUUGUACGCCAAACUGGGUGCUGGAGGUGGAUGUCCAUGUUUUGAAGAGACUGAGCAAUGGGUUGAGACAGUUGAAUGAGGAGGAACUUGCUCUUGCUUUGCUGGGCGCUGGUGGGGUUGGUACAAUGGGUGCUGCAGCUGAGCUCAUAAUUGACACUGAAAUGUAAACACUUCACUAUGCACUUUUUUACAUUUUAGGAUGAAAUGUACAUUAGUUAAAUUUCAUAUAUAACAACAUAUGAGAUCUGUGUAGUUUCUUCUUUUGGGCUUAUAACAAGUUUGUUUGAAAAGUAGCACAUAUGAGAACUGAGAAUUUUGUAUGUAUUAAUGCUCAUCCUAACCUUAGUUUUUAACACAUCGAGUCAUGUUUGUCA